CUGUCACACGCCGCACUGGGCGGAGGAGCCCGGAUGACGAGUGUCUCCUGCGCGCCUGAGUAAAAUCAAGCGAGCCGACGGCGCGGCGUUUCCACUCGGCUGUCCACUUGUCUGUCAAUGUAAAGGUUCUCACUAUAGCACACAUGAUAGAGUCGACAUCGCUUGAGUCACGCGCGCUGCUGUUUAAGCGUACAGAAAGAGUCAGGCACGCGAGGGACCGCUCUCCGGUCUUGACCGCAGCAACCCACCGCUUGAUGGACUCCUCCUCCUCCUCGUCUUCAUCAUCAUGAUGCCCCGCCGACCGCCCCUCCCGUGGCCCCGCCUCCUCUCCAGGCGCCUCCUGUCCGGUGGCGACUGCUCUCAGCCGGUGGAGACGGUGGAGCUUCUGGGCCGCUCCUACCCCUGUGACGACUUCACCAACGUGACGCCACGAAUUCUCUCCAGAGUCGGUCGCAACCUGCACAACCAAGCUCACCAUCCUCUGUGGCUGAUCAAGGAGCGCAUCAAGUCUCACUUCUACAGCGCCUACGUGGGCCGCUGGGGAAACCCGCUCUUCUCGGUCCACGACAACAUCUGCCCUGUGGUCACGGUGGAGCAGAACUUCGACAGCUUGCUGAUCCCGCCCAACCACCCGAGCCGGAAGCGAGGAGACAACUAUUACCUGAACAGAGGCACCAUGCUCCGCGCUCACACCUCGGCCCACCAGAGGGAGCUGGUCAGCUCGGGGCUGGACGCCUUCCUGCUGGCCGGGGACGUGUACCGGCGGGACGAGAUCGACGCCACUCACUACCCCGUCUUCCACCAGGUGGAGGGCGUGCGCCUCUUCUCCGAGCGCGAGCUCUUCUCGCAGGUGAGGGACGGCGAGCACCUGAAGCUGUUUGAGUCCGGAGGCCGCAGGACGCCAGAGAAACAGGAAGUUCACUCUCUGGAGGCCGUGAAGAUGGUGGAGGUCAGUCUGAAGCAGACGCUGAGCAGACUGGUCCACCACCUGUUCGGAGCAGACGUGGAGGUGCGCUGGGUGGACUGCUACUUCCCCUUCACUCAUCCCUCCUUUGAGAUGGAGGUGCGUUUCCGUGGCGACUGGAUGGAAGUUCUGGGCUGUGGCGUGAUGGAGCAGAGGCUGCUGGACUCAGCUGGAGCGGCAGCUAAAGUGGGCUGGGCCUUCGGGCUGGGCCUGGAGCGGCUGGCCAUGAUCCUCUACAACAUCCCUGACAUCCGCCUCUUCUGGAGCCAGGACCCCAGGUUCCUCAGCCAGUUCAGAGUGGAGGAUGUGCAGCAGCCCGUCUGCUUCCAGGUGAGUGGCUGGAGCCUCCCGCUCCUGGUUCUCCCCUCUCUCUCUCUCUCUCUCGCUCUGCAGCCCCUCAGCAAGUUCCCUCCUCUCCACAACGACGUGUCCUUCUGGCUGCCCGAGGAGCCGCACCUCUUCACGGUGAAUGACUUCUACGAGCUGGUGCGCUCAGUGGGAGGAGACCUGGUGGAGAAGGUCCAGCUGGUGGACCAGUUCACACACCCCGAGACGGGCCGGCGCAGCCUCUGCUUCCGCAUCACCUACAGACACAUGGAGCGCACGCUGACGCAGCAGGAAGUGAGUGGUGUCCACCAGAUGAUCGGCUCCAGAGCGCAGGCCGAGCUGGGCCUGACCGGCCGCUUCCGACCCACUUCCUGACCCAGAUCCUCUGGCGCCGCUUCUGACAGCAGCUGGGCCGCAGAGACCCGGACCUGCCCCGGAUCCGGGCCGCUGAGCCCCAGGAAACACUCAGUCCUUCCAUUUGGUUUUUCCUUCUUUAUUUUUGAAAUCUAUUUAUGAACGUCAAUAAAAUCAUCUACAAUACUGUUUUAUGGUCCAGUCGUCCAUAAACGCCAGACGCCGCGCCGACCUCUGGUCCGAGCGCUCGCCGUG
Molecule: messenger RNA, 1900 nt
Organism: Synchiropus splendidus (mandarinfish)
Lineage: Eukaryota; Metazoa; Chordata; Actinopteri; Syngnathiformes; Callionymidae
Gene: fars2
Product: phenylalanyl-tRNA synthetase 2, mitochondrial
Exons: 9
Coding region: 287-1666 (459 amino acids)
Biological process (GO): phenylalanyl-tRNA aminoacylation
Cellular component (GO): cytoplasm; mitochondrion
Molecular function (GO): tRNA binding; ATP binding; phenylalanine-tRNA ligase activity
Source: RefSeq, a predicted model, not a curated record